This is a messenger RNA of Synchiropus splendidus (mandarinfish), 2598 nucleotides long. It is a transcript of the gene ubb, whose product is annotated as ubiquitin B. Gene Ontology annotation, cellular component: nucleus; cytoplasm. The transcript is spliced from 3 exons. The coding region runs from base 36 to 2471 and encodes 811 amino acids. Lineage: Eukaryota; Metazoa; Chordata; Actinopteri; Syngnathiformes; Callionymidae. Gene Ontology annotation, biological process: modification-dependent protein catabolic process; protein ubiquitination. Gene Ontology annotation, molecular function: ubiquitin protein ligase binding; protein tag activity. The record is from RefSeq and is a predicted model, not a curated record.
UAUGGUGUACCGGUAGGGACUACUUUUGAGCGCGGAUGAGGAUUGUCGAUUAUGACGUAUGCAGACGCUUCUAUAUAGCUCUGCGUUUGUUGAGCGAGAGCAGUUCAGUUCGCCAUUCGAAGACAAGUUCUCUCAAGUUGCUGUCUGCGUCGCUGAGGAAUCCCUUUUGCUACAUCAUGCAGAUCUUCGUGAAGACCCUCACUGGCAAGACCAUCACCCUGGAGGUGGAGCCCAGUGACACCAUUGAAAAUGUCAAAGCCAAGAUCCAGGACAAAGAAGGCAUUCCCCCAGACCAGCAGAGGCUGAUCUUCGCUGGCAAGCAGCUGGAAGAUGGCCGCACCCUGUCCGACUACAACAUCCAGAAAGAGUCCACCCUCCAUCUUGUCCUGCGUCUGAGGGGAGGCAUGCAGAUCUUCGUGAAGACCCUCACUGGCAAGACCAUCACCCUGGAGGUGGAGCCCAGUGACACCAUUGAAAACGUUAAAGCCAAGAUCCAGGACAAAGAAGGCAUUCCCCCAGACCAGCAGAGGCUGAUCUUCGCUGGCAAGCAGCUGGAAGAUGGCCGCACCCUGUCCGACUACAACAUCCAGAAAGAGUCCACCCUCCAUCUUGUCCUGCGCCUGAGAGGUGGUAUGCAGAUCUUCGUGAAGACCCUCACUGGCAAGACCAUCACCCUGGAGGUGGAGCCCAGUGACACCAUUGAAAAUGUCAAAGCCAAGAUCCAGGACAAAGAAGGCAUUCCCCCAGACCAGCAGAGGCUGAUCUUCGCUGGCAAGCAGCUGGAAGAUGGCCGCACCCUGUCCGACUACAACAUCCAGAAAGAGUCCACCCUCCAUCUUGUCCUGCGUCUGAGGGGAGGCAUGCAGAUCUUCGUGAAGACCCUUACUGGCAAGACCAUCACCCUGGAGGUGGAGCCCAGUGACACCAUUGAAAAUGUCAAAGCCAAGAUCCAGGACAAAGAAGGCAUUCCCCCAGACCAGCAGAGGCUGAUCUUCGCUGGCAAGCAGCUGGAAGAUGGCCGCACCCUGUCCGACUACAACAUCCAGAAAGAGUCCACCCUCCAUCUUGUCCUGCGUCUGAGGGGAGGCAUGCAGAUCUUCGUGAAGACCCUCACUGGCAAGACCAUCACUCUGGAGGUGGAGCCGAGUGACACCAUUGAAAAUGUCAAGGCCAAGAUCCAGGACAAAGAAGGCAUUCCCCCAGACCAGCAGAGGCUGAUCUUCGCUGGCAAGCAGCUGGAAGAUGGCCGCACCCUGUCCGACUACAACAUCCAGAAAGAGUCCACCCUCCAUCUUGUCCUGCGUCUGAGGGGAGGCAUGCAGAUCUUCGUGAAGACCCUCACUGGCAAGACCAUCACCCUGGAGGUGGAGCCCAGUGACACCAUUGAAAAUGUCAAAGCCAAGAUCCAGGACAAAGAAGGCAUUCCCCCCGACCAGCAGAGGCUGAUCUUCGCUGGCAAGCAGCUGGAAGACGGCCGCACCCUGUCUGACUACAACAUCCAGAAAGAGUCCACCCUCCAUCUUGUCCUGCGUCUGAGGGGUGGUAUGCAGAUCUUCGUGAAGACCCUCACUGGCAAGACCAUCACCCUGGAGGUGGAGCCCAGUGACACUAUUGAAAAUGUCAAGGCCAAGAUCCAGGACAAAGAAGGCAUUCCCCCAGACCAGCAGAGGCUGAUCUUUGCUGGUAAGCAGCUGGAAGAUGGCCGCACCCUGUCCGACUACAACAUCCAGAAAGAGUCCACCCUCCAUCUUGUCCUGCGUCUGAGGGGAGGACAUUUCAAAAUGCAAAUUUUCGUCAAGACCCUCACUGGCAAGACCAUCACCUUGGAGGUGGAGCCCAGUGACACCAUUGAAAAUGUCAAAGCCAAGAUCCAGGACAAGGAAGGCAUUCCCCCCGACCAGCAGAGGCUGAUCUUCGCUGGCAAGCAGCUGGAAGAUGGCCGCACCCUGUCCGACUACAACAUCCAGAAAGAGUCCACCCUCCAUCUUGUCCUGCGUCUGAGGGGAGGCAUGCAGAUCUUCGUGAAGACCCUCACUGGCAAGACCAUCACCCUGGAGGUGGAGCCCAGUGACACCAUUGAAAAUGUCAAGGCCAAGAUCCAGGACAAAGAAGGCAUUCCCCCAGACCAGCAGAGGCUGAUCUUCGCUGGCAAGCAGCUGGAAGAUGGCCGCACCCUGUCCGACUACAACAUCCAGAAAGAGUCCACCCUCCAUCUUGUCCUGCGUCUGAGGGGAGGCAUGCAGAUCUUCGUGAAGACCCUCACUGGCAAGACCAUCACUCUGGAGGUGGAGCCGAGUGACACCAUUGAAAAUGUCAAGGCCAAGAUCCAGGACAAAGAAGGCAUUCCCCCUGACCAGCAGAGGCUGAUCUUCGCUGGCAAGCAGCUGGAAGAUGGCCGCACCCUGUCCGACUACAACAUCCAGAAAGAGUCCACCCUCCAUCUCGUCCUGCGUCUGAGGGGAGGACAGUGAAUCAGAGUUCUUUAUCUUCAUUAUUGCUUUAUGUUUUCAAAAGUUGUGCUUCACAUAACGUCAAUUCAAUGUAACUGGUUUAUGUGACCAAUUUUCAAGUGCUCAAUAAAGGAUUACUGGUUAGAUA